ACCCACUUUCUCGGUCACUGUCUCCCCGGACGCCAACCCGCACGGACCUCUGCGCCUCCUCCUCCUCCUCCUCGUGCUCUUCCUCCAGUGCCCAAAGUGAACGCCGAAAUGUUAUCCAGGAUACUGGUGGUGGUGGCGGCGGCGGCGGCGCUGGCGGGGGCUGAGACGGCGGAAGAGGCCGGCAGUGACAGGGAAGGAAAAUUCUCCGUUCCACACAUGUUCCAUAUCGUGACCUUCGACAACGGCCCGUGCCAAGCCCAGAACGGGGAACACGGCACCUGCUUCAGUCAAAAGGAGUGUGACGAGCUGAAGGGAUCGGUGUCUGGGAAAUGCGCUAACGGCUUCGGCGUCUGCUGCAUCCUCAAAGCCACCUGUGGAGAGACCAUUAGCGUCAACAACACAUACUUCAUCAACUCCAUCGAUUCUACGACUUCCGCCACCCGCUCCACCCCCACCCACGUCUCCCCCUACGGCUCAUCCGGCCACGUCUCCUACAGCGUCCCCACCACCUGCUUCGUCACGGUGGAGCCCCCCGAAGGCACGUGCCAGAUUCUGCUACAGUUUGACGAGUUCGAGAUGGCGGGGCCCACGGAGGGAGAUUGCAACAAUGACACCUUCGUAGUGCAUGGGGCCAACGCGGGCAGCGAGAUCCCCACCCUCUGCGGGAACAACGCCGGACAGCACAUGUACAUCGACGUGGACAACUCUGCGGGCCCCUUCAUGUUGGCCACAACGACGUCCUACGUGGAGGUGCUCCGGCGGUGGAAGAUCAAGGUUUCCUUCAUCGACGCCCACAACCCCUGCAAGGCGCCCAACCGAUGCCUCCAGUACUACAAGGACACGUCGGGAUCCUUCAAGUCCUUCAACUACAUCGGGAAGCCGCCCAUGAUGCUCAACAACCAGAACUACGCCAUCUGCUUCGCCUACGUGCCCGGUUACUGCGACAUUGGCAUCACCUACACGCGGUAUGACCUGGGGGACGAGAAUGGCGAGUGUACCGGCGAUUACACGGGGAUGAAUAACCAUAAGCUGUGUGGGGACUUCGAAUCCUUAUCCACAAUGAUCAACGCCACGUCUCCCAUGACCAUCCAAGUGGUUUCAGACGACAGCAACGAGAGGGAGGAGGAGGGCUUCCACGCCAAUUAUAUGAUGAUGGCCUGCCACUGACCGCCAUACCCUCAACUACACCCCUUACAUCCCCUCUCGCCUUCCCCUGCACUUUACUUGAGUUCCCCAUAAAAAGUUGAAUUUAGUUGAGUUACCCUUAAAGUGUUUCGGUUCUUCGGGGUUUUCUCUGUUUUUAAGGGAUUUGCGGGAUGGGUGAUGGGUGAAGGGGAUGCUUAGAGACGCAGAUGACAUAAUAGGAUCCCGUUACACACCAUUAGACCCAUUAGAACACCAUUUAAACCCAUUAUUAACACAUACCCAUUUUCUCUCUCCAUCUUUCCCUCCAUUUACACCCCAUCUUACCCCCCCCCC
Eriocheir sinensis (Chinese mitten crab) is the source of this 1479-nucleotide messenger RNA. RefSeq lists its product as uncharacterized. Bases 109 to 1167 code for a protein of 352 amino acids. NCBI's taxonomy places the organism in Eukaryota, Metazoa, Arthropoda, Malacostraca, Decapoda, Varunidae. The record is from RefSeq and is a predicted model, not a curated record. The transcript is spliced from 8 exons.